Messenger RNA from Bombyx mori (domestic silkworm), 8618 nucleotides. RefSeq names its product oocyte zinc finger protein XlCOF6. The transcript is spliced from 7 exons. Bases 491 to 2551 code for a protein of 686 amino acids. NCBI's taxonomy places the organism in Eukaryota, Metazoa, Arthropoda, Insecta, Lepidoptera, Bombycidae. The record is from RefSeq and is a predicted model, not a curated record.
UUAAUGCAAAACCUGAACUUAAAUUACACGGCACGUUUUUCUGGCGUUGUUUGUAUUCCGGCAUAAAUGUUAAAUAUCGAAAUUUAUGUUUAUUUUCAAUAUUUCACUUAGAAUGUCAUAAAACCUAUUUAAUUUUAUGAGUGUAACUUUGAUUUUUUUUCCAAAAUUGUGCUUAAUUAGCUAAAAAAAUCACGUCAGCACACAGGGGCUUCAGGGGACGACGAUAAUGGCUGAACAACCUCGAAAUUGUAGAGAUGGGUGGCCGACUCUAAAUGAAAGAAAAUGCAUAUGAAUUGACAAACUUUAAUCGAACAUCGUGUAGCUUUAGCUUUAUAAAUUUUAAUUACAAAUAAACAUGUAGCCGUGAAUUUGAUAAUAUCACGAUGUUCGCAAUAGCAGGUUCCACAUUCCCAUGACACCAAUUGUUUAAUCAACAUACAUGGACAAAACAUAGUGCCGCCUUCAUAACCCAAAAAUAUAAACAAUCACAAUGGCUUCACAAUCUAACACUGCAGGACCGAAGCCGAGCCAAAUGUUCCACAUCCCGAAGGCCACUACUAUAGAUAAAAUUGGCGGGAUCCACUGUCACAUAUGUAAAUUAACUUUCGGUAAAAAAAAAGAAUAUGACGAACAUUACGUGGGGCACAAUACAGGAGAGAAAGAAACAGUUUAUACUUGUGUCAUAUGCCAUAAGCAGAUAGCUGGCUACCGGAGUUUCCAGGGGCAUUGUUACCUCAAACAUGUUGUCAAAGACAGAUUUACAUGCAAUGACUGCUAUAGAAUGUAUUCAAAACAAAGCUUGUUGCUGAAACAUAUUGCAUCUAUGCAUACAUUCAUAUGCAAAAUAUGUAAGCAAAGUUUCACCUCAAAAAACGAACUUCUCAUUCACAAUAUCAUCCACAAAUCUGAGAAAAACAAAGCACCUUUUCCAUGCAUGACAUGUGGCAAGUAUAUAGAUACAGCAGAUAUGUGUGAAUUGCAUAUCGAUGAGGCCAGUUCGUUUACAUUUCCGUGUCCAGUGUGCGAAGAAUCAUUUCCGAAUCGACCGGAGAUCCUGAAACAUUUAACCAAGCAUUUUGAUGAUGAAAUAGAAAUCAAUACUGAUACGAAAGUGUUGAUUGAAGAUUGCUCCGUAAACAUGGUCGGUGUAUACUGCUGCUUCUGUGAGGAAACUUUUAACAAUCGCAUCGAAUAUGAUUUGCAUUACGAGACUGAGCAUAGCGACAAGGAACUUGUUUACACAUGUACAAUAUGCAAGAAGCAAUAUAAUAAAUAUGCAUUGUUUGGCAAUCACUGUCAUUUCCAUAUUUCCAAGAACAGAUUCGAGUGUUCGGAGUGUGGCAAGCUGUUCCCGCGGCUGUCGCUGCUGGUGCUGCACCGCGCGGCGCACGGGCCCGGCCACGACCCCGAGCGGCCCUUCCCCUGCUCGCACUGCGACUGCACCUUCUCCACGCUGCAGCGCCUCACCGAGCACCACCGCCGCGAGCACCCGCACCGAGACAUCCGCUGCCACAGACCAGGCUGCGACCUCACAUUCGAAUCGUUCAAAGAUCUGAUCCUCCACUACCCGAGUCACAGCGACGAAUAUUGCUGUCGUCAGUGCGGUCUUCAGUUCAGCACCCUCUCCUCCUGCGAGAAGCAUCUAAACGUUCACGCCAUCAAGCAUUACUCCUGCCCUGUCUGUAACCAAAGAUACCAGCACAAGUACCAACUUAUCAAGCACAUACCUCAACACUUUGAAACUGUCUUCCAUGUUUGCACAACAUGCGGGAAGUCUUACAACGCUAAAUCGAGGCUCAUACAGCACGCGAAAACUCAUACGUUAAGGCAGUUCAAAUGCACUUAUUGCAGAAAAGCAUUCCUCAAAGAUUAUGAUCUACAGCAACACGUGAAUAUUCAUAUUGGUUUACUUCCCUACAAGUGUUCGUUAUGCCCCAAAGCAUUCGCUAGUUAUUCGAAUCACUACAAACACAUGCUUCGCGUGCACAAUGUCCAACCAAAAUCUAAAUCGAAUCUACAAAAAAAUAUCAAAGAUCCAUCCAAGAAAGAAUGCCAUGACAAAGAUACGAAUGAAGAAAAACAAUCUGUAGUUGAUCAAAAGCCGUUAGAGCAAACCAUAAUGGAUACGGAUGAUAGUACAGUAGAGAGUAUUGAUCCCAUCGCUCUUGAGAAGGAAUUGCAGAUGUUCAAUGAGACCAACAACGGGGACACUGUUGAUGGACCCCAACUUGCCGACAUCCAGCCCGACAAUAGUGCUGUAGCUGUCUUUGAUUUCCAAUCAAACAAUUCAACAUUCCAAACGUCCAUGGUCCCUCCGGAGUAUGGCCCCGACUUUGUGAACAAGGCCAUCGAGAGCUCAGCGUUCAGCGGUGACUACAUAGACCUGGAUGACCACCUCAUGCCCCACAUUGACCCACUGUUGACCAUCAAGCACGAACUGUUGUCCCGGCCCGCCUGGGAGCCGCCCAUCAUUACCACACUGUACCCGCCUUACUAUGAAGACGUCGCAGACUCCAGCAGGCUUUCCAUCAUGAACACUGACAUAUACUAAUGCAGUAUGUUUGGUGAGCACCAAAAUAUUGCUACAUUUUAUAUUUGCACCCAUUAAAUUGUAUUUUCAGAAGAUUUCAUAGUUAUAAUAAAUAAAUUAAAAAUAUUUUACGGUUUAUGGUUACUACUACCUAUUACUACAGCUUGAGUGUAGACCGGACAUCAACCGAACAAAUGAGAAUGAAUUAAACCGUAAAAUUGUUUUUUUUUUUAAUAAUUUGUUAACUUUACAUUAUUCAUUAUUGUUGUCUCUCUAUUUAUAGAUUGUAAUAAUUGAUUGUUGAUUAAGAGCAUUUGUGCUAACCAUAGUAAUGAGCGGGGGACCACUCCUGUGUACUUGACAAGCUAACCAUUUAUACCUCUAAGACGAUUUUUCAGUCUUCAGUUCAGUUGAUAAACAGUAGUUAUUAUUUAUCACAGAUUUCAAAUGUUUCUUUUUUAUUUUCAUUCAGAAAACAAUCUGAUUGUCUGUGGUUUUUCAUUUAAAGACAGGUUUUGUUUAGGCAAAUUAACACAAAGUUAAAGAUGUUGUAGAUAUAGUAGGUUGAUCGACUUUUUUUUAGUAUUGCCAAUUAAAAUCUGAUGUUUGAGUCUGAGGAUUGGAAAAUCGACUACAAAUGUUAAAGGUUCAUAGUAUUUCUAAUGGCCAAAUGAUAUUCGCAUCCAAUAAUAUUGUUAUAUAUAAAUUUGUAGUCGUCGUGGCCUAACGGAUAAGACGUCCGGUGCAUUCGUGUUGAGCGAUGCACCGGUGUUCGAAUCCCGCAGGCGGGUACCAAUUUUUCAAAUGAAAUACGUACUCAACAAAUGUUCACGAUUGACUUCCACGGUGAAGGAAUAACAUCGUGUAAUAAAAAUGAAACCCGCAAAAUUAUAAUUUGCGUAAUUACUGGUGGUAGGACCUCUUGUGAGUCCGCGCGGGUGGGUACCACCACCCUGCCUAUUUCUGCCGUGAAGCAGUAAUGCGUUUCGGUUUGAAGGGUGGGGCAGCCGUCGUUACUAUACUUGAGACCUUAGAACUUGUAUCUCAAGGUGGGUGGCGCAUUUACGUUGUGGAUGUCUAUGGGCUCCAGUAACCACUUAACAUCAGGUGGGCUGUGAGCUCGUCCACCCAUCUAAGCAAUAAAAAAAAAAAAAAAAAAAAAAAAAAAAUAUAUAUUUACGAUAUUAAAAUGGAUAUGUACUUGUUAUUUAUAAAUAUUUAAGUAAAAGAGAAUAUAUACAUUUUCUAUAUAUACAGUAUUUACACAAAUGAUACAUAGUAUAAAUAAAAAUAUCAUUUGGUCCAAUUUAAUAGCUACCUCAAAUGAAUAAAUAUAUUUACACAAUACCUCAGUAAUCCAUAGGAAAUAUAUUUUAAUGUUGAUAAAAGUACAUUUUAUAAUAUAGAACCCACCAAAUGAUAGUGUGUUAAUGUUUUGUAAUCAUAUACAUAACCACGCUACCUCAUGUUAGUAUAAGUCGCUAAAGUAAUUCAUUAUAAAGUAUUAACUCUUUGUUUCACAAGGUGAUCUGCGAAUUAAACGUCAAAUAAAGCAUUUGAUAUUUUAGAAAUGUUAUAAUAUUUUGUUCGGUUAAUACUGCAGGGGUAUAAACACAUUCUGUGUUGCCAAGAUCACACGAAACCUGUGAAAUAAAGGGUUGACGCACAUGAAGAAACAUUACCUAAUAGCUGUAGAGUCGUAGUGCCAUUUAAACUUAAUUUUGGCAUCCUUAUUAAUACCGAGUGCGAAUAACCGAUUUUCGUAUUGGACAUAACGGGAACGGAUGUGACGUGCUAUCGAGUACUUGGUGUUAUCGAUUCGUUUUGACGGUUACGAUUUCUUUUCCACUUUAAAUUGCGAGCACGUGUAAAAGACAUGUUUUGUCAUUUUCGAUUUUCGUUAUUUGAUUUUACUUUCUACUUUUUUUUUUUCGAUCCAAAGUCUUAGGCUAUAGGCGACGAACAAAAUUGUUUGCUUUUGUAUAUAAGUUACUUGCACUUUUAAAUAAUCGCAUUUCGCUUGCUUUUUCUCGGGGCCAUCGUCGAUACGAAUACGACGACAUUGCUGGGAACGUUGCUGGCAACACUUAAUUUCGUCUCGACUGGAGCACGAUGCGACCGUAAACGUAUUUGUGCGAACAUCGAUACUAGAUCACGUUGUAGUGUCGUGACCCGCUGUUUUUAUUCACAAACUAUCGACGUUCCUGCUACGGAGUGACGUCCGCAAUAUCGAUAUUUACAAAUUAACUUCAAACAGCCCACACGUCACAGCAAUGUCAGCGUUUUGAUGCAUUUGAAAAAAAAAUCGAUUCCUUUUUAUUCUUAUAAUAUUUUUUUUAAUUUUUUUUUUUAUAAAUAAUCUCGAUGCAAAGCAUCUAGAUGUUUAGCGUAAGUGAAUCGAUAGUGCUGUGAUAUUUUUAAUGUAAAUUAGUUUUAUAAGAGUGAUGAUUGUAAUGUAAAGAUUGUGUACAAACCGUUGUUAUUUGAUAUGAUAAUAAUGUUCAGGGAUUCAACCGGAAUUAUCGUCCCGGUACGUUAUAGUUUUGACAAGUUUAUUGUCAAUACUCGUCGGUGUGCACUCACCGCCCGGGACGGACACCCAGUGACAAGGAAAUAGGAUAAGCAAUCCGCUGCGGCCUUCCGGACCUUCCGGGACGCCUCGACCGCCGCGUGCACGUGCGCACUCGGGCGUGCACGUGUGCCACUUAAACACGGAUGCGAAAGUUCAUUAGCAGAUCGAUGAGCUUUCAAACUCUGCUUAUGAAGGGCCGCAGCGACAAACGAGUCUUUAAAUGCAAAAUACCACCGUUGGUGUGACCGCCGAGACGUAUGUAACGACAACAAAAAAGAAAAAAAAAAGAAUUUCAAAAACGAUAGAAAGAUGUUUUUGUCUCCGAAAUAUAUUUUGGGGAGAAGUAUUUACAAGUAUGAAGAGAGCUGUCUUAGUGAUAAAAGUAUCCAAAGACUGUUAGGUAUUUUAUAAAGUUCUUUGAACUUGAAAUUUGACUUAUAAGUCGGGGAUAUAAAAAUAAAAAAAAGAUAUGCGGAUGGCGAUUUUAACGAACGAAUAAAUUAAUGAAAUAGAUAUUCAAACGUAGCUAACGGACGAACUUUACGAGCUUUGACACGACUACGACGCAGGAAUGUCUCCGACGGACGCGGACGGCUCGCCCCCCGCGGGACCCGCCCCCGCGGCGCCCACACGGAGCGCUGGAGUCACGAGCCUCCAUGCUUUUGAAAUUACAAAAUUUUCUAAUGUUUUCACGGCUCAACUAAUUAUAGAGGGAUUUUAGUAUUCAUGUAGAGAUGAACGAGUAUCGAUUGAUUUCCUCCCGAUUGGAUAUCGAUUCAUUCACGAUUGCGGAAACUGGACGUCUCGCGUAUUUAUUUGAGCGGUGAAAAACACACACGAUAACAACACGCUAGAUUGGUUCCUCCUUUCGAAAAUUAUGCGGUAGCCGAUUCAAUUGAAUCCGAUGUAUCGAUGGAAGACAAUGCCGAUUAUAUGAUAUUAAUCGACGAGUAAUUGAACGUGAUUGUUCGGCAUUAGAGGCUACCGCUUUUAAAAGCUGUCGAUCGAGUGCGAGCUUGCGACAGUACAUAGUAAUUAUAUAGCAUUAAAUACAAUUUAAUAUGUGUUGUGGUCCUCAGUAGAGGCUUUCAUUGUUUCAAUAUAAAUAGUAAUUAUUCGAUACAUUCUCUAAUCAUUAAAAAAAUAUAUACCAAUUUUUAAAUUUCGUUGCAAAGGGAACAACGCAGGUUUUCAUAUUCAUUAAACUACAAACAGUUUAAAUAAUUAAAUGAUGCAACUGUAUCGAUACUGGUUUGUUAUUAGAAAUUAACGACCCGAAUCGAAGUAUCGACAUGCCUGUAAACGUGGACAAGCUUGUAUCGAUUUUAUAACAUCGAUGUUCGAAGAAGCGAAUGAAAAUAUUUCCAUUGCUCCUUUUGCGACCGUAUGUGUCCCUAGCUUUUAGGCGUUAGAAGUGUGUUGAACCCCGCGUUAUCUCACUUAUGUGAAUGAUUCCGAAUUUGUGUUCUCACACGAACACAUAUCGACGAGUGAAAGGAAAUUUCGCUUAACACGCGACAUUUAUCUUGGUAAUUAAAAGUGCGUUAUAUUUCGUGUUAGUAUCAACAGUUCGAUAUUUUUAAUUGAACUUCAGUUUAAGUUUCAAAUAGUUGGAGAUUUUUUUUCUUAUGAUAUUUUUUCCAAAUUUUAAAUAUUACACGGCUGUCCUGUUGCAAAAAUUUCGCUUAAAUCAAAUAACUUCACCCGUCGAUAUGCUAGAGAUCCAUUUAGACAGAUCUCCAUAGAGAUAACUUGAAAGUACGUAGGUACUAACUCGAGCGAUUUACAUAAGGGGUUAAACACACGUUAGGUUAGAUUCGAACACAGGGUAUUGUGGUUCUAUUUUAAUGGAAGUGUUAUUUGAUAACUGAUAUGUAAGCUAUAUAAAGCAUCUGAUAUCUGACGAUUGCAUAAUACUACCCCAAUACCCGUAAAGUGUACAAAUAAAAAUAAUAAAAGAGAAAUUUAGAUCAACUUUAAUUCUGUCUGUUUUUUAAAAUAAGUAUUUACGACCGGGUUUCGAAGCUUAAAAAUGUUUGUUCGUUUAAAACGUUUAUUACAGAAGGGACGCGAGAGAUUCGAACGGAAAAAAAAACUACAAAGAAAAUGAAUGUCGUUCUAGGCCCGGUCCGCGUUAUUUGUACUAAGCUAAAUAAAUUCAUUACCAAAAUUCGUUUAGUGAAUAUUGCAUAAUAAAAUUUAAUGAAUGUUAGUGUUUACUUUGAAGUUAGUCGGACGUGGACGCUUACAGUAUUGUGUCAAAUUUAUAUAAGUACAAAAUCGAUUCUCCUGUCAAUCGAUUUAAUGUCGAUAAGUUGUAAUUUUUCGUCACAUCUCUUUUUUGUUUUUAAAUUAAUUAGGCUUAUUUCUAGUUAUACACAAACCGAUUCGUUAGAAUAAUUUUGUCAGAUGAAAUGUGGAUUUAUCAAUUAUUUCAGUAAAAUUAGAUGUCUAAAAUAGUUUUGUCUAGAAGAGGCCUAAAACUGUUGUUUAUUAAAAGUCUCCUUGUAAAAUACUUUUAAUAGAAAUCAAGGUCCGGGUGAUCUUUUGUUACGAUAAAUAUCGUUUGCUUUAAAGUUUCCGAGAUUUGAUAUAAGAAUAAAUAUAUUUAAGGAGAAGCAAUUGCAUUUUGCACGCUUCAAGCUUCUUCAAUUGUGUAUAUCCUAGGCCGUUACGUUUGUACGUAUGCAUAUUAAUGUCCCGUUAACUUAGAUUUUUGGGAUUCAUUUUCUUUUAAUAUCCGUUAAUUAAGGAAGUUGUUUUUGUAAGCGUAAUAGUAAUAGUUUAAGGUUUGUAAACUUCACAGGGAGAUGUACGGCUAAUCAAAAUUCACACAAUCGAAACCCUACGAAACUUUCACACGUCGAUUUCCUAAAAACGAUAUUUAAAAAGAUACGCCUCAGAAUGCGUACUCGAAAUGUGAUAUCAAUUUUGAUUCAUUGGAAAUAUGUUUUCGGGAAUCUUGUUUUUAGCGUGCUAAUCUGUGGGCUUAGUGCGAGUCUUUUAACGUUCUCGAUAGCGUAAAAGUUAACUCAAUUUUGCUGGAAUGUUUGUCUGCGUUUGCCGCUAGGGGCGCUGUUCCAACUGCAUACAAAUUUUUGUUAACUUUUACGUUAUCGAGAACGUUAGAUAGUGUUUGCGUUUCGACGGUAGAUGUCGCGUCGUCUCCCGUGAAGUUCAGUUGUUAGUAAAUGUACCGAACUACCUCUGCAUGCCUCCUGGGACGACAGUAAACUAAUUAUAGUGUUUGUUAUUAUUGCUAUGUAACUUUUACACAUAUAUACUACUACUACUACUACUACUACAUAUGUUUAUUAUAAAUGAAUAGUUAAAAAAAAAAACAUGCUAAUUUUAAGUAAAAAAAUAGUUGAAGUAAAUAGAGAAAAGAAAAAAGUGUAAGAGAAAAUUAGCGCGAGACAACAGUGUGCGCGUGUUUUCGGUUUUAUUGUAAUUCGCUAUUGAAACUCUGUUUGGUAUUUUGAGUCUAUACAUAAUAAACAAUCUGAUUAGUACGAA